AUGGAAUAUCCGCAAGAAAGCUUUGUCGCGACGACGUUUGCGCCGGGGUCUUUCUGGGCGCGCCGCCGUGAAGUCGUGCGAAGCCAGACCCUGCGGCACCAGCUACAAAUGCUCAAACAGACCGGUCGCUAUGAUGCGUUUAAGCUGAAAUGGCAUCCCAGUUAUGCGGAACCUCCCACCAUUUAUCCGAUCCCCAACCAUCAAUUCUGGGAUUCCGAUGUGGCCAAAUGGAUUGAAGGGGCCUGCCACUUGCUGAUGGACCAUUUCGAUGCGGAGAUUGAUGCCGCAGUAAAGGAGCUCGUGCAAAUGAUUCGAGAAGCUCAGCAUCCGGAUGGCUACCUGAAUAUCCAUUAUUCUGUGGUGGAGCCGGGCAAGCGAUUUACUAACUUGCGAGAUAUGCAUGAGCUAUACAAUGCAGGCCAUCUCAUCGAAGCGGCCCUUGCACAUCAUAUUUACUAUAAACAUGAUGGGCUACUCUCUCCGAUUCUCAAAUAUGUAGAUCUACUUGCGGCCACCUUUGGAGACCAGGACGGCCAGAUUCCCGGGUACCCGGGCCAUCCAGAAAUUGAACUUGCUCUGUUGCGCUUGUACAAGGUCACAGCAGAUCCAAAGCAUCUGCUGCUAGCUCGAUUCUUUAUUGAAGAGAGAGGCAAUCCCAAAGGAGGGAAGGAGAAACGCCAUUACUAUGACGUGGAAGCAGAAGCAAGAGGUGAAAAGAAACACGACCUGCCCAUGUACUUUCCUGCUGCAAGAAGCUUCUGGUACCAACAAGCCCAUGUUCCAAUCGUCGAACAGGAAACAAUCGAAGGGCAUUCAGUUCGAGCGAUGUAUCUCCUCACGGCAGUUGCAGAUCUGGUCCAGAUCUACCAACCCGCGAGUGAAAUUGGGGCAAAAUUCCUACCCACCUUGCAUAUUCUGUGGGCAAACAUGAUCGAGAAGAAGACUUAUGUAACUGGGGGUAUUGGCGCUAUGAAGAAAUGGGAAGGGUUUGGUGUUGACUACUUCUUACCCCAGGGAACUGACGAGGGCGGUUGCUAUGCAGAGACAUGCGCGGCUAUUGGAGUUAUGAUGCUGGCUGAACGAAUGCUACAGGUCGAGUUGAACAGCCACUACGCGGAUAUCAUGGAGCUGUGCAUGUAUAAUGCCGUCCUGACAGGCAUGAGCCUGGAUGGGAAAGCAUUCACCUACGUGAACCAAUUAGCGUCCUCGGAUCAGGAUCUUUCGCAGCGGCAUGAAUGGUUUGAAUGUGCUUGCUGUCCACCCAAUGUCACUCGCACCUUAGGCUUCCUUGGUGGGUAUCUUUGGAGCCACUCUAUCAGCCACCAGAGUGUCGUAGUGAAUGUGCAUUUGUACACUUCGGCUACUCUGGAUCUUCAAGUUUGUGACUCCACGGUGAAAGUCACUCAAAAGACCGACUGGCCAUGGAAUGGGGACGUGGAAUUUGAGGUUGACACGGAAGGGCCCUCGGUUGAUCUUGAGCUGCGAUUAAGAAUCCCGGGCUGGGCGACAUCAUGGGAAAUGACCCCUCGCCCGAACGAUCCGCUGAUCAAAGAUGGCUAUCUGUUUCUGAGCACAGAGUGGCUACAAAAUAAUUCUAGAUUCCGGCUGUCCUGCCCCAUGAAGCCACGCGUUGUUCGUCCGAAUCCUCUGACUAUGCAGCCCGUGGCGUAUGUCACACGAGGCCCCAUCGUAUAUUGUGUGGAGGAUGUCGAUCACCCAUGGGAGGACCAUCAUUUCAAGAGGACAAUAUUCGAUCCGAACGCAUCGUUGCGAGAGGAGCUGAGGACCGAGCCGGAUUGUUUUGUCGCCAUUAUCGCCGAGAAUGGUGCUGCCGGCGAGCUUGACACGUCCUCCUGGGAGGGCCAGAUAGUGGCCCCAUCCAAGAACGAAGCCGUCAGCAACUUCAGAGACUUGUGCUUUGUUCCUUACUAUUUAAGAGCGAACCGGGGUGGAAGAGGGCAGAUGAGAGUCGGACUACGCGUUCUGUAG
Penicillium canariense is the source of this 1989-nucleotide messenger RNA. RefSeq names its product glycoside hydrolase family 127 protein. The coding region runs from base 1 to 1989 and encodes 662 amino acids. The transcript has 6 exons. NCBI's taxonomy places the organism in Eukaryota, Fungi, Ascomycota, Eurotiomycetes, Eurotiales, Aspergillaceae. The record is from RefSeq and is a predicted model, not a curated record. Gene Ontology annotation, biological process: carbohydrate metabolic process.